AUGACCAACAGUUUAGUCGAUGUCCUCCUGCGCUUUCACCAAGGCACGAUUGGUAUUGCCGCAGACAUUGAAGGAAUGUUCCACCAGAUUCGUGUGCACGAAGAAGACCAGGAUUCAUUAAGCUUUUUAUGGUGGACAAAUACCUAUGAAGCCCCACCUGACGUUUACGUUAUGCAAGUACAUAUAUUUGGAGCAGAAUCUUCGCCUUGUGUUGCUAACUCCACCCUUCGGCGAGUUGCCGACGACAUUGCUCAGGACUUCAGCCCCAGUGUCAUUGCAGCUAUAAAAGGAAAUUUCUAUGUUGAUGAUGCUCUCCCUUCUGAGAAUGAUGAGCAGUCAGCCAUUCACCUUGCCCGAGAUAUGGUCGACGUCCAUUUCAUUUCAUUUCAUUUUUCAUUUGGUUUCAAAAUAAGGCAUCUUGACCGCCCUGAGACUAAACGUGGCAUCUUGUCUACUGUUUUUUCCCUGUUCGAUCCGCUGGGGUUCGCUGCACCUGUAGCACUGGCUGCAAGAAGUUUGGUGCAAGACCUGUGGAUGGCUAAUGUUGGAUGGGAUGAGCCUCUGGAUGCCUCAGAAGUCGGAUACGGUGCAUCGUCCUACCUAAGAGCUGAGUACCCGGAUGGUCAGGUUCAUUGUACCUUUAUCAAGGGGAAGGCUAGGAAUGCACCAGUGAAGUUUGUCAGUAUUCCCAGACCAGAGUUGCAGGCAGCAAUACUUGCAACUCGCAUAUGGAAAAUGCUGCGAGACGAAUUAGAUCUGAACAUUGACAGGACAUUGUUGUGGACUGAUAGUGAGAUAGUGUUGCACUAUCUAAAGAAUGAGAAACGAAGACUUCAAACCUUCGUAACCAACAGAGUUGAAGAAAUAAAGGAGCAUUCACCCGUGCAUGAUUGGAACCAUGUGCAAGGGACUUUGAAUCCCGCAGACUAUGUGUCAAGGGGAUUGACCCCAUCUGCUCUGACUGUUGAUCACAGCUGGCUUCGUGGACCUGAAUUCCUGUGGGGACCAGAACAUUCCUGGCCGAAGCAAGAGUGUAGAACUGUGCUUCGUGAAGAUUUGGAACUGAUGAAAGAAACUCAUGUACACUCUCUGGAACUGAACCCCGAUUCAGUUGUGGCGAAGAAAGGGAGCUCGAAAUUUGAACCCAUCAAAGAUCCUAUGGAUGAUCCCUUCCAAGUGCUUGUAACAACCUGCUCUGAUUGGACCCGCCUUAGACGCAAGGUAGCGUGGCUCUUACGAUUUACGCAGUUCAUUAAAGAUAAAGGAAAGGUCCAGACUGGAAGGUUGACUGUUAAUGAUUUGAAUGCAGCUACAUUGGCUAUCGCAAGGAUUGUUCAGGGCUCAGCAUAUGCAGAGGAGAUAAAGGAUCUGAAGUCGAAUGGUGCCAUCAAAAUAUCGAGCAAGAUUGCAGCCUUGAAUCCCGGAUUGGAUGCCCAGGGAGUACUAAGAGUCAAUGGACGUGGCCAGCGAAGAGUAUCUGAAUCUACCAUGGGCCAGAAAAUCAUUCUGCCCAGGAAUCAUGCUGUAGCCGAGAGGAUUGUUCGUCACGUCCACCAUUUCAUUGGUCAUCUGGGGCGUAAGCACGUGAUAGCCAAGUUGCGGGAAGACUUCUGGAUUCCUCAAAUCCGCGUUCUAGUUCGCUCAGUCCUUAAACGAUGCGUCAGGUGCAAGAAAGUCCUCGCUAAACCCACGAGCCAACAGAUGGCACCUUUACCAGAGGCACGCCUCAUGGCAUAUGAAACACCUUUCUCAUACACUAGUAUGGACCUUUUCGGCCCCUUGCAUGUCAAACAUGGCCGAGGAACCACAAAGCGUUGGUGUUGUCUCUUUACCUGUUUAACUACUCGUUGUGUGCACCUGGAAGUUGUUAACUCAAUGGAAACAGAUGAUUUCGUCAUGUGCUUGAGGCGCUUCAUCAAUCGUAGAGGCGAAGUGAAAGAGAUUCGUUGUGAUAAUGGCUCUAAGUUUGUGGGAGCUCAGCGCGAGCUAAAGGAGAGUCUCGAGAAAUGGAAUCAGGGGCGGAUUGAGAGUGAGCUUAUACAACAUGGCUGUAAAUGGAUAUUUCAGCCCCCUACCGCUUCGAGUAUGUCUGGCGUGUGGGAACGUUUGGUUCGUAGCGCGAAGACAGUCCUGAAGGCUAUCUUGGGUGCACACGUGGUCAUAGACGUGGUCUUGCAAACGCUGCUCACCGAGGUCGAGCGUGUUUUGAACGGCAGAGCCUUAACUGCAAACUCUGAUGAUCCCAGCGACUUUGAGCUGCUAACGCCUGGACACUUCCUUAUGCAGCGCAAAGUUAUUUUCUUACCACCUGGAGUCUUCGACAAGUCUGACAUGUAUAAGAAGAAGUGGAGGCAAGUGCAAUAUCUUGCCAAUCAGUUCUGGGAGAGGUGGCUUAAGGAGUAUUUACCCAGCUUACAGACUCGGGCUAAAUGGCGGAAGGCGUUACCUAACGUCAAACAAAAUGCGUUAGUGUUGCUAGUCUAG
Molecule: messenger RNA, 2484 nt
Organism: Pocillopora damicornis (cauliflower coral)
Lineage: Eukaryota; Metazoa; Cnidaria; Anthozoa; Scleractinia; Pocilloporidae
Molecular function (GO): nucleic acid binding
Source: RefSeq, a predicted model, not a curated record